This is a messenger RNA of Sceloporus undulatus (fence lizard), 2650 nucleotides long. It is a transcript of the gene FIGN, whose product is annotated as fidgetin, microtubule severing factor. The record is from RefSeq and is a predicted model, not a curated record. Gene Ontology annotation, molecular function: microtubule severing ATPase activity; ATP hydrolysis activity; ATP binding. The transcript has 4 exons. The coding region runs from base 311 to 2638 and encodes 775 amino acids. NCBI's taxonomy places the organism in Eukaryota, Metazoa, Chordata, Lepidosauria, Squamata, Phrynosomatidae.
CUCCGCCUCCUCUUCCUCCUCUUCCCAAAACUUGGAAUGAUUUCAAAGCCUCGCUUCCCCCAAAACCAGCAAAAGAGAGGAGAGGAAAGGAGGCAGCCGCCUCUCGCCACCAAACCAACCUCCAGGUUAAAUGAAUACCUGACGAAAGGGCCCACGUUUCAAGGCAGUGACAUUUGAUAGCUGAGAGGAAAAGUGGCUUUAAUGAAAAGCAAGCUUUGGAAUUCCUGCUCCUAAGACGAAGAAGAGGAGGAGGAGGAAAGAGAAGAAGAAGAAAAAUCCUAUUCAGCUUUUUUUGUGCUGCUAGCAAGAAAUGAUCAGUAGCACCAGUGUUUAUGCAACUCUGGAAGAAAUCUAUCUCUUACAGAGCGGGUUAUGGGGCAGCGAAAGAGGCUUGAAGAUGCAGUGGACGCCAGAGCAUGCCCAGUGGCCAGAGCAGCACUUUGAUAUCACCUCCACAACCCGAUCGCCUGCCCACAAGGUAGAAGCUUACCGCGGACACCUGCAGCGCACCUAUCAGUAUGCUUGGGCUAAUGAUGACAUCUCUGCUCUAACUGCUUCAAAUCUGCUUAAAAAAUAUGCAGAAAAAUAUUCUGGUAUCUUGGAAGGGCCAGCUGAACGGCCUAUUCUGAGUAACUAUUCAGAGCCUCCAUCAGGGCUGGUGAAUGGUCGCAAGAGUGAGAGUGAACCUUGGCAGCCUUCUUUGAACUCUGAUAGUGUUUAUCCUAUGAACUGUGUCCCAGAUGUUAUUACUGCCAGCAAAGCUGGAGUAAGUACUGCCCUUCCUCCAGCGGAUGUUUCUGCCAGUAUAGGGAGUUCACCUGGGGUGGCCAGUAACCUGACAGAACCUAGCUAUUCUAGUAGUACAUGUGGAAGUCACACUGUACCUAGUUUGCAUUCAGGGCUCCCAUCUCAGGAAUAUGCCACUGGAUACAAUGGAUCUUACUUGCAUACAAGUUACAGUGGCCAGCCAGCACCUGCACUUCCUUCACCUCAUCCAUCCCCUUUGCAUAGCUCUGGGCUUUUACAACCACCCCCGCCUCCACCUCCCCCACCAGCCCUAGUACCAGGCUACAAUGGGACAUCUAACCUUUCCAGUUAUAGCUAUCCCUCUGCAAGUUAUCCUCCUCAAAGUGCUGUUGGGCCUGGGUACAGCCCUGGUGGCGCACCUCCUCCUUCAGCAUAUCUGCCUUCAGGAAUCCCUGCUCCAACUCCUCUCCCCCCUACCACAGUACCUGGUUACACCUACCAGAGUCACGGUUUAACACCCAUUCCACCUUCUGCCCUGACAAACAGUUCAGCAAGUUCACUCAAAAGGAAAGCUUUCUAUAUGGCAGGUCAAGGAGAAAUGGACUCCACUUAUGGAAAUUACAGCUAUGGCCAACAGAGAUCUACACAAAGUCCCAUGUACAGGAUGCCUGACAACAGCAUUUCAAAUGCAAACAGAGGAAAUGGUUUUGACAGAAGUGCUGAACCAUCAUCCUUAGCAUUUAAGCCAACAAAACAGAUAAUGGCAUCUGAACAGCAAAGGAAAUUCAGCCAGUCCAGUAGGGCUCUGACACCUCCUUCCUACAGUACUACUAAAAAUUCACUUGGGUCAAGAGCAAAUGAACCAUUUGGGAAAUACAGCUCCCCCGUAAUGAAUGAACAUAGUGAUGAGCACAGGCAGCUCCUUCCUCACCCAAUGCAAGGCCCGGGACUUCGUGCAGCUACCUCAUCUAACCACUCUGUGGAUGAACAACUGAAGAAUACUGACGCACACCUCAUUGACCUUGUAACCAAUGAGAUUAUCAACCAGGGACCUCCUGUGGACUGGAAUGACAUUGCUGGCCUAGAUUUGGUAAAGGCUGUCAUUAAAGAGGAGGUUUUAUGGCCAGUAUUGAGGUCAGAUGCAUUCAAUGGGCUGACUGCUCUACCUCGGAGCAUCCUUUUGUUUGGACCUCGAGGAACAGGCAAAACAUUAAUGGGCAGAUGUAUAGCUAGCCAGCUGGGAGCCACUUUUUUCAAAAUCACUGGCUCUGGUCUUGUCACAAAAUGGUUAGGGGAAGGAGAAAAAAUAGUUCAUGCUUCCUUCCUUGUGGCAAGGUGUCGCCAGCCCUCAGUGAUUUUUGUUAGUGACAUUGAUGUGCUACUUUCAUCCCAAGUGAACGAAGAACAUAGUCCAGUAUGUCGGAUGAGAACCGAGUUCCUUAUGCAGCUGGACACUGUGCUAACUUCUGCUGAGGACCAAAUAGUAGUAAUUUGUGCCACCAGUAAACCGGAAGAAAUAGAUGAAUCUCUUCGAAGGUACUUCAUGAAACGACUUUUAAUCCCACUUCCUGACAGCACAGCAAGGCACCAGAUAAUAGUACAACUGCUCUCACAGCACAAUUACUGUCUCAAUGACAAGGAGGUUUCACUGCUUGUCCAGCGUACGGAAGGUUUUUCUGGACUAGAUGUUGCUCAUUUGUGUCAGGAAGCAGUAGUUGGCCCUCUCCAUGCCAUGCCAGCCACAGACCUUUCAGCCAUUAUGCCCAGCCAGUUGAGGCCCGUUACAUAUCAAGACUUUGAAAAUUCUUUCUGCAAGAUACAGCCUAGCAUAUCUCAAAAGGAGCUUGAUACAUAUGUUGAAUGGAACAAAAUGUUUGGUUGCAGUCAGUGACAAGUCUUUUUU